Pyrgilauda ruficollis (rufous-necked snowfinch) is the source of this 1649-nucleotide messenger RNA. RefSeq names its product transmembrane protein 186 (gene TMEM186). Gene Ontology annotation, cellular component: mitochondrion. Bases 17 to 763 code for a protein of 248 amino acids. NCBI's taxonomy places the organism in Eukaryota, Metazoa, Chordata, Aves, Passeriformes, Passeridae. The transcript is spliced from 2 exons. The record is from RefSeq and is a predicted model, not a curated record.
GCGGGGCGGCGCGGCCAUGGCGGCGGCUCGGCUCUGCACUGUUAGGACUGCAGUCUGCACAGCAGCAGCUUUCGGGAGAUCUCUACAGAAGGAGCUCUGGACGAGGUCGUGGAGAAGGGAAGCUGCUCGCCUGCCCUGCAUUUUUGGUUCGUGGGAAUGUUUGCAGUCACAAACCCAGCGAGUUCAUGGUGUCAGGAAUUAUCUCAGGAGACCACGAGAGCCGUCUGUGUGUCUGUCCCACUUGGCCCCUGCUGCAGUGGUCCAGCAGAAAGCUGUGGAUGGGAGGACAGAAGAGUUCAAACUGGUCUACAGGUUCCCAGGGAUAAAGUACUGCAGGGUCCUGUCGAGGCUGAAGCUGCUGCAGACUGCCACCUCCAUGGUCAUGCUGCCUCCCAUCUGCUACCUCUACCUGCAGGGCCAGGUGUCCCAGAAUAUCCUCCUCUAUACAACUGGCAUCGCUGUCUUUGCUGGGGCAAUGUUGUAUGGUAUGAGCUACUUUUUCAGAAGGAUUAUUGGAUUCAUCUACUUAAGUGAAACUGGACAAACUGUCAGAGUGGCCCACUUGACAUUUUGGGGAAGACGUAAUGAUAUUUACUGUCCCAUAGAGACAGUGGUGACUUUGGAUGAAGUUGGAGAUAGCAAGGAUGAGCUACUCCACCAGUUCAAGCGGUAUAACAGUACAGAUACUUUGUAUUUUACAAUUAAGUAUGGCCAGAUUGUAGACAGACAGAAAUUUACUCAAAUAUUUGGAGAAUUUGUGUGACACAGCAGCAUUUCCAAUGACUUUCCGUGUUCUUUGUGCUUAUUGUUCCAUGAGGUUUAAGUAGUUUACCAAACUAGACAUCCCUGUCCUUUUCCUGUGCAAAGCCUGCUGUAAGUGCACCCAGUGUAGAGAGUCACAGUGGUAAGGCACAGCCACUGGAUUAAAGGUCUUGCAGCUUGUGUGUGGUGUGAGGAGUGCCUGUUCCAUGUGGGAUUCAGUAAUGUCACAGCAUUCCAAGUCUGAACUGUCCUUGGAAUGUGCCAUAGGAGGCCAAAUUACUGGGGCUGACCCUGGCUGUUUGUUUCUGUUGGCCUCUUUGGUUUUUAUGAAACAUGAAAAAUCUCUUGAAAUGAAAUGCAGGAACUGCCAGAGCAUCCUCAGUUCAAACUCAGUGUUUCUUUCAGCUAAUUUCAGGUUGGCUGGGAGCCUCUGGAAAUUAAAGCUGGUCUGGUACAUCCAUAUGAUGGGUACUGCUCACAUAUCAGUGCAAUUGAGGGAACUGGGAAGGUGUGUGGGCUGUCCUGGCCUCAGGAGGGUCCUCCAGGAUGGGAGUGAAACUGGGCAAAAGAGACACUGGCAGCUCAGCUGUUAAGUUAAAGGCUGGGACAAUAUUUCAGGAGUCUCUUACAGAAAUUGCCAUUCUUCAUUGGAAUGGGAAAACCAGCACCUGUCUCCAUGAAGGACUGUGGUCUUAUUCCAUGGUACUGGUAUGAUUUCUCCUUUUCCAAAACCUUGGUAGAAAUGAGGAAUUUAAACCCGAGAAAGAACCAAACAUAUCAUCUAUAACAUAUAAUACAUUUUUUGAAUUGUCAGAAGCAAGAUAAAUCCUUAUACCCCUCUUCUAGUUCUAGCUUCAUUUGAAACUGGCAAAUAAACUGACUCUCAC